AUGAGCUCAAAGAGCUCACACUAAUCACCUGACAACGCUGCUGAGAAACUAUAAAAACUUGUAAAUUUGAGCAAUUCAUUAUCUCAAGUUUAGGCGACUCAGUAUAAAAUGGACCUUGACCCUAUCUUUCAAUAGGAAUCAAAAGAUUAUGGAGAUUACACUAGAAAAAAUUCGAGUAUGCCUAGAGUUACAGCAAAUCCAAGCAUAAUCUCGUAAGAAACAGAAAAAUUCAAGAAAUUAAGAAAAAGUGGGAACAGCAGUUAGCAUAAAAUUGUCAAGAUACUAACUGAAGAAGAGGAGCAAUUCCUGCAGAAAAUGAAGAGUUUUAUUGACAGCUAUGGAGAUAUUUUCAGUUUUUCAAAAGAGAAAAUUGACAAUGAGUUGAAAAUGAUUCUACAAUAUUUCUAUGCCAAUUCUAACAAAAUCAACCUUAAAAAUGUGGAUUUGGUGGAUGACGCUCUUUCAUUUCAUGAGAGACGAGAAAAAAAUCAUUAAUACAAGGUAUCUGAUUUGUAGGAGCAUACUAAAGUUGUCAAUGAAAUCAUAACGAAUUUAAAGAAAAAUAACCUUAAAACUCAUAGUGGGUCUGAUGAAUAUGUCAGCUAAACUGAGAAAGAAGUUAGAGGCAUAAUGGAUAGAUAUAGGAUUUAAAUUAACAGAUCAAAGAUGAAAAAUGAAGGCAAUAAGGGAGUGAAUAAGUGUAAGGACAACAAAAAGGCUUUUUACGAAUACAAGCUCGGAAGACUAUUUCUGAGAACUAUGGAGCAGGAUAACUAUGAAUAAGAUCAGGAAAGAAAAAAACUUGUUUAAAGAGUUGCUAGGAAAUUGAAGAAAGAUCUGAUGGAUAUGAGGCUACGAGGUUAGAAAAAAAAUGUUAGUCCAAAAGGUGGUCAACAUAUAAAAGGAAAAGCUUUACAUAUUUUGAGAACAAUUGCCAUGAGAAAACACCAAGAUUCUGGGUAAAGUUUAAAUUAGGAUAUCAUUCCUCCAAAGGGUCUUAAUUCUGCAAUGCUAAGUACAAUCACCCCAAUAGCUGUAGUUGCUUCAACUAAGUAACAUUCAGUCUCAUCUUUGAAUGAUUAUUAUUCUGAUGAGGAGGAGAAAGAACAUGAAGCACCUGAAAAUUAGUAGGAGUAAGAAGACAAUAAUGAAAACGGGCAGGGGUUACCAGAUUUGGUGAAGUUCAAGAAGGCAAGCUUUAAGUUCAAUAAUAUGCUCGAGAAGGUUAAGCAGAGAAUACAAAAAAAUUAAAAGGCAUCAGAUGCUGGUACAGACUAAUAAGAUCCUCAAUAACAGCUACCUCAUCUAGAAACAAAGACUGGCCAAUUCGACUUAACUAAUAUGAAUCUAAGAGCAAGAGGAUUACCAGGCUUAAAACAAGGUUCUCAUACUACAAUGAAUACACCUCAAAAAUCUAUUGAUCACUUCAUUGAUGACUCGCUUCUAAAUAAGACUAUUGAUGAAAUUCAUCUGAAUCAAAAUUAGAACAACAAUUCAAUGAGCAUAAAAUAAGAUCUCAGUGCCUUUAAUAUAACACCUUAAUUGGAUGUAUCUCUAAAAAAUACUAGUAUGUUAUCAACUAAAAGAAAAAUAAAAAAUGUAGACAGCAAUAGAAGUAUUAUGAUUACAAAUAGGCAUAACUUCUCGGCAUUACAUCCAAAGGUCUAAUUUAUUCACAAAGCUCAACAUCUGCUAAUAGAUAAGAAAGCCCUGCCAGUAAGACAUGUAAGCGUGAAAAGGCAGACUUUUAUUAGUCCGACUCCCUCAAUAAGAGAUUCAAGUUUUAAGGAGCACUUUGACAGAUACACUAUGAAUACCUCGACUCAAGAGUAGAGCAAAUAAGUUACUUCUGUUAACCGUGGAAAAGUCAAGAACCUGAUUCAUGCUUGCUUGUAUUUGGAAUAAGAUUCAAAGUAGAAUUUAAAGAAUGGAAUUCAUGAGUUUGAAAGAGACUAAUAUAUAGAGGAGUUGAGGCAGGACAAACUAAAUGAUACUAUAGAUUUACUAAGAGAAAUCGAGAUAGCUGAAAAUCCCAAGAAACUGAAAUAAAUUUACAUGUAUAAGAUCAUGACUCAUGAUGAUUACUUACAAGAGUAAAGGGUAAUAAAGACUGAAUACAGAUCUGGUCUAAUGGACCCUUCAAGAGAGGUUGCAAGAAUUGAAAAGAAAAGAAACAAUAAGUAGACUUAGUCAGUACUUAAGAGAUACUGA
Messenger RNA from Stylonychia lemnae, 2211 nucleotides. The record is from the annotation of a GenBank genome assembly. Lineage: Eukaryota; Ciliophora; Spirotrichea; Sporadotrichida; Oxytrichidae.